Messenger RNA from Psilocybe cubensis, 1326 nucleotides. RefSeq lists its product as uncharacterized. Gene Ontology annotation, biological process: mRNA splicing, via spliceosome. NCBI's taxonomy places the organism in Eukaryota, Fungi, Basidiomycota, Agaricomycetes, Agaricales, Agrocybaceae. The record is from RefSeq and is a predicted model, not a curated record. The transcript is spliced from 2 exons. Gene Ontology annotation, cellular component: spliceosomal complex. Gene Ontology annotation, molecular function: nucleic acid binding. Bases 1 to 1326 code for a protein of 441 amino acids.
AUGGAGCCUUCCAAAGUUUCUUUUACAAUCCGCAGACCUACCCCAGUAUCGAGAGCGGCGUCUUCGGGACCUGAAUCGGAUGCAGGGUCAUCUUUCAAAAUUCCAAAACUUCCGCCUCACAUUCACGGCGAGCCUACACCAAUUGGGAGUCCGUUGGCUCGUAAUCAAGAUUCUCCAGCUCCUCGAGAAGCACACACGUACGAUUCGAGCGACGAAGAAAGUACGAAUGAGGACGAAUUAGUGACGGGAUUCGAUAAAUUUGGAGUUCAGCGUUUGAACGGUGAAAAGAAGGUUGAAAAACCGUUGAUUAUUCCUGCUCUCAAGAAUAAAGACUGGCGCGAGCUUGCUCGCAAGAGACGAGCAGCCACCCAAUAUGUACCGCCGUCUGCCGCUGCUCAAACAGGGAAAGAUGGAAGCGUCGGAGGACUUGGGACUAGGGAUACCAUUAACUCGGGCCCUGUGCUCUCAGGCUUACAAGUGAAGCAGAAGGCUAAUCUUGUAGAAGAUGAGGUUGCCUCUUCUGAAACGGAAGAGGUGAAAAUGGAAAUUGUGGAAGAAGAAACGGACGAUCAAAAGGCUUUGCGCGCUAUCCUUGCGGAGACGUCAGGAGAUUCGCACUACGAUGGGCCCAUGGUCGAUAUCAUUCCGACUCCAAUUUCGGAAGCGGAUGCCCUGAAACAAGACGUGGAAGAACUUCCAGAUGCUGCGACAUUAGAGGACUAUGCCCGUGUGCCCGUUUCUCAAUUUGGGGCCGCUCUUCUCAGAGGAAUGGGUUGGAAAGAAGGAACAGCAGCUACUCGAAAACCUGGCAAAGGUUUGAUUGAACCAUAUCUUCCUGCAUCCCGACCAGCUCUUCUCGGCAUCGGGGCGAAGGAGCAAGAAGUCUAUGACGACGGUAGCAAGAAAAACAGCAAAGCUAAACGUCCAGAACGCCGAUACGUUCCUGUUAUCAAGCAAGAACGGGCAGAUUCUGCUUUGUCUAAGGGAGGCAGUCGGCAGAGGGACAGGUCGCGCUCACCUCGGCGGUCGGCUACAUCGUCUAGGCGGAACUCACCUGAUCGAUAUUCCAGUCGCACCGAAACAGAUGAAAGGCGACGUUAUGAUGAUGACCGUAGACGGGAUACCAGUCGCCGAGGAGAGGAGGAUGAAAGACGGUAUGACAAGUCAAGGGGCGAGGACCGUAAACGCGAUUCUGAUAAAGAUAGGCGCAGGGAUGAAAGGCGCAGGGAUGAUGACGGUGGCCGACGAAGGGGUGACGAUAGAGAUCGAUCUGAGAAAAGACGAGAGGAAACGUACGAUUCUAGCAAACGCAGGAGGGAUUGUUAA